AUGGCGAAGGACAUCGGUGGCGAGACUAUCGACCUUGACGCUAUUUUGCAACAGCUGGGCCCGUUCGGGAGAUAUAACGUCGUGAAUUAUGCACUGCUACUGUUCCCAAUUUAUUUGGCGGGAAUGUACGGUUCGGUUUUCGUUUUCGAAGCCCCCGACUUAAACUACAGAUGCGAGGUCAGCCAAUGCGAAGGCUUAAAUCACAGCAUAUGGUUAGAACACGCUAUACCUCGUGACAAAGGCGAUUUGGCGAAGUGCAAACACUACGAAUGGAUAGGCAAUAAUAGUUUAAGCAACGAUACGUGCAGUGCAGAAUAUUUUAAUACCUCUGCCGUGAACGAAUGCAGCAGAUAUGUAUAUAGCGAUGAAGAUUCAGCUGUAAAAGACUUCAACCUUGGUUGUCAGAACUGGAAGAGGACUUUAAUUGGGACGAUACACAACUCCGGUCUGUUCAUAUCUCUGCCCCUGACCGGAAUCGUCUCGGACAGAUAUGGGAGGAAGGUGGCCUUAUCCAUAGCGUCCCUGAUGAACGGUGUCUUCGGCUUUAUCAGAUCUUUCUCCACCAGUUACACCAUGAUGCUGACAUUUGAGUUCCUGGAGGCGGCUCUCGGAGCUGGCGCCUACAGCACCGCGUUUGUUUUGGCUAUGGAACUAGUCGGCCCCAAGGGAAGAGUAUUCGGGAAUACUAUAAUUAACGCUAUUUAUGUAUUGGGCCUGAUGACUCUUGCCGGCCUAUCCUGGUGGCUUCAGAGCUGGCGGCAGCUGCUUCGGGUGAUUUACGCACCAGCAAUGCUGGUAAUCUCGUACCUUUGGAUCCUGAACGAGAGCGUCAGAUGGCUACUAAGCAAGCAGCGUCAUGCCGAAGCGGCGAGGAUCCUAAAGAAAGCCAUGAAAAUGAACAGGGUAGAAUUAUCCAACCAAGUACUUUCACCGCUUCACGAGAUGAAAGAGAACUUCGACAAAAAGAGAGAUCAAGCGACAUUCGGACGAACC
This is a messenger RNA of Iphiclides podalirius (scarce swallowtail), 993 nucleotides long. Lineage: Eukaryota; Metazoa; Arthropoda; Insecta; Lepidoptera; Papilionidae. The record is from the annotation of a GenBank genome assembly.